GCAUUACUGGUGGUAUUUCAAUUAAGCUACUGGGAUCUCAAUAUCUGCAGAAAAUAUUGAUUCUCAUUUUAAUUGUGAACUCUUACUGAAUAUGGAAUACUCGUCUCCACUUGAUGAAGAAUCAGAGAACACAACCUCCAACACUUUGAAUAUCACUGACAUUGCAACUGCAAAUAGCAUUGAACAUUUGGGUACAAAUCCCGAUCAUUGGUUGCAGGCUUUACAAAAUCUUGAACAAACGGAAGAUGUGGCAAGAAAACGAAAAAUAUUGAAGCACUUCUUUGUUAAGUCAGGCAAAGUUUUAGACCCGAUUACCCUGCGGAACAAUCGUAACUAUGCAGUGCUUCUUGGAAAAGAAGCUCUUUUCCGGGCCGAACUCGAUGUAGAAGAUGCACGUAGCAUGUUUGAAAUGGCUCUCACACUUUGCCAGAAAUCUUCUGUUCUUUAUUUAAUGUUUGCCCAAUUCGAAUUGGAUCAGGGCCGCAAAAACAAAGCUUUAAAAAUACUCCAUCAUGGUGGAGUUUGCAUCGGUGAUUCACCUGAAAUCACCACAGCAAAAUUGAAAGUACAACAAGGCUGUAUGAAAAUAGAUGACAUAUUGAAGUUGCAAAGCAGCUCAUCACCAAUGUUGAAUAUAACUAGUGGCACAAUAAAAGAAACCCAAUCCGAAGCUACCGUUUCGCAUACUAAAAAGUUACCUGUUCAACCAGAAUGUGUACUUUUGAAUGAAGGUUCAACUGAGAGUUUGUCACGCAUUCCUAACUCUUCCUUGAAAGUUGAGGAUCUUUAUGUUACAAAGUCUCACAAACCAAUUUCUCCUCUUCCUAAUGAGCUUCGUCCACAAGAAUUGGAGGUAAACACAGCAUCUACAGCAGCAUCACAAAUUGAAAAGAAAUGUUUUCAAACACCACCUCCAUCCAAAAUUGACAACAACUUCAGUUUAAGUCUAGAUUUCCAAUCGCCUGUUUUCAAGGACACAAGUUUAACCUUGAUAAAGAAGGGGAUUCCUCUAUCAGGUCUAGUUAGAGACAACUGCACAAGUAGUUCAUCAGUCGGUUCUGGUAGAGAUAUGUUGAACAAAACUACACCUGGUAUCAGACGGGAAAAUUUACAGACUCUCACUCAAGAAAACUCUUUAAAACUGCCUACGUCAACAUGUAUGAUAUGGAGUGAGAAAAAGCAUUCAUUGGUUUCUACAGGGAAACUGAAAGAUUUUCAGACUAAUUUUCCUACUAAGAAAGCAUAUCGAACACAACUACCAAUGAGGAUUCCACGAAGAGUUUUAAUACAGAAUGAAAGCUCUAAUUUGGGUUCUGCGGAAAGUUUAGAUCUUGCGGACGUUAAGCCGCUUGAAAAAUCACCCAUGAGAGUGAGGACUGAGAAUCUGGUUGAAUCAUUAUCUUGUGCAAGUACACAGAGCACAACAUUAAACAACACAAACCAAAUGAAUGAUAAAGAAAAUAUUAUGCCAAGACGAUCUGGGGAUAAUGCUAUUUCACAGAGUGCUGUUUCUGAAAAACUUUCUCACUCAAGUGCUUUUCACCCACACAGUAAUGAUAAAGCGAGCGGUUCGCCAGUACAACCACAAAGUACGGAUAAGCCAUCACCUCAGAGUAAUUGUGAUAAUCGAAAACAAUGUUAUCUGGAUGAGAAACAAAAUACUGACAAUCUAUCACCACAAAGUAAUUGUGGUGAUAUGGGACAAAAUUAUUCAUAUGAUAAACAGUUUGCUUAUAAUGGUAGUAACCAUUUGUCAAAAUCCACAAAUAAUAUAUGUACAGAGUCUCGUCCUACUAUUUCAAGUGGCAACAGACAUGAUGUACAUCAUAUGAACCAUAAUGUUCGUCAUUCCAACUAUCAUUCAAAGCAGAUAUUAUCAAGUGAAAAAUUUGAAAACUUUUCAAUUCAACCUAUCAUGGAACAUCCAGUGCAUCAAGAUUCAACAUGGAUUCAUCCAGCUCACAGAAUAAUGCAAGAAAAGAAAAUAUUGGAAAUUAAUGGAAAACCUUAUAUUUUACUAAAACUUUUGGGUAAGGGUGGAUCUAGUAAAGUCUAUCAAGUUCUUGACCCUGUGACAUGUGAAAUAUCUGCUGUAAAACAAGUCAACUUGAUUGGAUGUGAACCUUGCGUUCUUAAAGGUUACAAAAAUGAAAUAGAAUUUUUAAAAACAUUGCAAGGAAAUCGACACAUCAUUAGUUUACUUGAUUACGAAAUUCGUGAAAAACAUCUUUAUCUUGUAAUGGAGUGUGGAUCUCUUGACUUGUCUGCAUUCUUGAAAAAACAAAAGGCAGAUCAUGUACAUUUAGAUGUUAUUCAGAUAUUGGCAUUUUGGAAAAACAUGCUUGCAGCUGUAGAAACAAUACAUAAACAUGGCAUUAUCCAUCUUGAUCUCAAACCAGCAAAUUUUAUGCUUGUAAAUUACACUCUGAAAUUGAUUGACUUCGGAAUUGCAAACGCAAUACAGGUUGAUGCCACCAGUGUUAUCAAAGAUACACAAUUUGGAACUAUAAAUUACAUGGCACCAGAAACAAUUAAAGACAUGUCAAAUGGCACUUCCUCUCAUGCUCCUAUGUUUCGUGUAGGUCCAAAAGCAGACGUUUGGUCCUUAGGCUGUAUACUUUAUUGCAUAAUGUAUGGAAAGACUCCAUUUCAACACAUUCAUCAUCACGUGAAGUUAUUUGCUAUUACUAAUGAGGAUCACAACAUAGAAUUUCCUGAUUUUCCACAAAAUCAGCUGAUUGAUAUUGUAAAAUCAUGUUUAACGAGAGAUACGAAAAAGAGGCCUUCUGUUGAAUUUCUAUUGAAGCAUCCAUUGCUGAACUGAUUAUAUUCUCUGAAAGAGUCCAAACGGUGAUCUUUUUCAAUCGAUCCAUGGUAUAUUAAUCCCUGCUUUUUUUCUAUAUCGCACAUGAUUGUAUUCCAAACAUCAACAAUAUUUUAUUUCAGAGAUCUUCAUGAUUCAUCAGAUCAAGAGAUAAUUGAAAAGUUAAAAAAUUUACAUACUUAAUUGACUGAAAUUAUUUACAUAAAUAGUAUGUGUCUACACUAUAUAUUAUCAGUUCUCUCUUUUAAUAAGUCCUCAUUAUAAGCAUGUGUUUUUUGGGC
Molecule: messenger RNA, 3105 nt
Organism: Styela clava
Lineage: Eukaryota; Metazoa; Chordata; Ascidiacea; Stolidobranchia; Styelidae
Biological process (GO): chromosome segregation; protein localization to kinetochore; peptidyl-serine phosphorylation
Cellular component (GO): kinetochore; nucleus
Molecular function (GO): protein serine/threonine/tyrosine kinase activity; protein binding; ATP binding
Source: RefSeq, a predicted model, not a curated record